Leptopilina boulardi is the source of this 918-nucleotide messenger RNA. Its product is annotated as trypsin-1-like. Lineage: Eukaryota; Metazoa; Arthropoda; Insecta; Hymenoptera; Figitidae. The record is from RefSeq and is a predicted model, not a curated record. Bases 117 to 881 code for a protein of 254 amino acids. Gene Ontology annotation, molecular function: serine-type endopeptidase activity. The transcript is spliced from 6 exons. Gene Ontology annotation, biological process: proteolysis.
CUUGAAAAAUAUUGAAUUCUUUUUUUAUUACAGUUUUAACGAAUCUAGUGUAAGCAACGUAUGUACAUAUAUGUAUAUAUAAUAAGUCAUUUAAAAAAAAAAAACCCACAAAAAAAAUGCCAAAUAUUUUAGUUUUUAUUGCAAUAUUAACACUACAAUUGCAUAAUGUUGUUUGUCAAAGGAGAAUAAUUGGUGGAGAGGAUAUUGAUAUAUCUUUGGUACCAUAUAUGCUCUCUUACAUGUUGAACGGCAGACACGUUUGCGGAGCUUCUGUGAUUAGUAAAGAAUGGGGAAUUACAGCAGCACAUUGUGCAACAGCAUAUCGACGGGAUCCCUUGAAAGAAGUGACAAUUCGAAGUGGAAGCUCAUUAGUUGAUGAGGGUGGAGUGAUUCAUAAGAUUACAAAAAUUAUAUGGCAUGAAAAAUAUGAAACUAUUGAUAAUCAUGAUGAUAUAGCGGUAUUUAAAGUGAGACCACUUUUUACAUUUAGUGCAGUGACUCAACCUGUGAAUUUACCCGUAAAAGGAGUUUCUUUUCAACAAGAAUGGGGAGUUGUUACAGGAUGGGGUUAUUUUAUGGCGGAUAAUCCUGUGGUGGCUAGACAAUUACAAUAUUUAAGGAUACCAAAAGUGAGUAUGGAGGAAUGCCUUGAAGAUUACAAAGGACUCUUCAAAGUUCAUCCAGGUGAUGUCUGUUAUGGUUUCAGGCAAGGUGGAAAAGACAGUUGCCGGGGCGACUCAGGUGGUCCAUUAGUAAACGAUGACAAAAUACUCAUUGGAAUAACGUCUUGGGGUAGAGGAUGCGCUGAAAGAUUUUCACCAGGUCUCUAUAUCGAAACAUUGUUUUAUCGUAGCUGGAUUAAAUUGCACACUGGAGUAUAAUUAUUAUACAUUUGUAAAUAAACUGUAUUAUAUUACA